Botrytis porri is the source of this 3171-nucleotide messenger RNA. RefSeq lists its product as uncharacterized. Bases 1 to 3171 code for a protein of 1056 amino acids. The transcript is spliced from 10 exons. The record is from RefSeq and is a predicted model, not a curated record. NCBI's taxonomy places the organism in Eukaryota, Fungi, Ascomycota, Leotiomycetes, Helotiales, Sclerotiniaceae.
AUGUACAAUUGGCUAAUAGAGAAUGCAGCUGGGCGUCAAAAAGACGUGAGAAAUUGGUUACGAGGUCACUCAACUCUUAGUGAAAGCAAUUUUCGCUGUCAAGAACAGCAUAUGAGGAAACGAAGCCCUGACACAUGCUCUUGGCUCUUUUCUCAUGAGGAGUUUGAAAAUUGGAAGAAGCCAGAUUCAAAGAGUCCUGUGCUUUGGGUUAGGGCGGUGCCCGGAGCAGGAAAAUCUGUUCUAACCGCCUUUACAGAAAGCACAUUUCAGACCAAUUUAUCUUUUAUUAUUCUUUAUUAUCGGAGACGUAAAAACCUUUAUUCGUAUGAGCUUCAGUCGUCUCUCUCCAUCUUAUUUAUUUCUCGACGGUCUCUGGACGAGGAAUGCGACUCUGAUCCUCGAUGGGAAGCUUUGUCGGAUGAUUUGAGUUUUUUCACCGAGCUUACGCGUGAUAAGUCCUAUCAAUUCAAUCUAUGGUGCAGUAGUCAGGACCUAACCGAUCUUAAGAAGCUUCUGAAAGACUGUGCAGUAAUCGAGGUUACUGAGGACACAAACAGUGCUGAUAUUGAGCUUUAUCUGUCGAAGUCAGUCUUGAAGCUUGAUAGUCUGGAUCUUGAUGAAGGAUAUCAAAAUUUAAUACUACAGGACCUUCGCCAGAAAGCAGAUGGAUGCUUCUUAUGGGCAUCACUUAUGUUAGACUCUGUUCCUAGUGCAGUAACGUUGUCCGCUGUGCAAUAUCAAGUUCAAGAGGGUUUACCCAAAGACUAUGAGAACUACUACCAAAAUAAAAUAGACAAAAUCGAGGCAUCACAAAAACCAUUUGUUUCUGUGAUCCUUAGCAAAAUCCUAGCAUGUAUUGUCUAUGCACGACGGCCGCUGCGAUUGGACGAGCUAUGCGAAUCGAUUGCAAUCCUUGAUGCAUGCGAUUGUGACAAUGUUGAUAAGUCACAGAGAUUAUUUCGGAGCAUGGCUUUAAAGUUGUGUGAGCCUCUAGUCCAAAUCGAGGACGUUGAUACCGCACAUGGCAAAAUCUCAACAUGUACUCUCACACACGGUUCUGUUCCACAGUUCCUCGUAAAACACCCUCAAUGUUUGAGUAGAUCAGAGACAUUAGCAUGUGAGUUUACAGAGGAAGUCAUGGCCAAAGUCACUUUCGAGGAUUAUACAGGCGAAGACGUAAUGGAACACCAUUUGCUCUCUCAUACUACGAACUAUCAGGACAAGCAUCUUGACGGAGUUACAUAUACUCCUGAAAUAUGCUCGAGAGUACAGAGCUUUAACACUUCACCACAUUUGUCUAUUGGAGGUAAGGUCUUUAAUACUGGGGAUUGUGUCCAUCAUGUUUUGGACAGAGUUACAAAUUUGGGAGGUAGGUACCUCGGUGAAAUUGACCGGGUUUUUUGGGCUUCUAUAGGUCCUAAGAACUUCUUGCAACGUGGUCGAAGUCAUUACAAAGACUUCAGAUUUCAGGCUACGAAUGAAGAGCAGGAUCUGGAGAUACAUUCUCGAUACUAUACGGGAUUGAUCUCGCAGAGCGGUUCUGGAGAGCUUGAAUUUACUUGUCAACAGUGGAAACUAGGUACUCAUCGUCCUAAGCUUACAGUAUCGCAAGAACUUAAUGCAUCUCGCAUGAACUGGUGUUUUACCUGCGAAUCGACUCACAACUAUUCGCUAAACAAAAUGGCGAAUAUACACCUAUCAAUGUUUUUGAGAAAAAAACUAUAUUUCGAAGAUAUGACCAACUCUGGACCAUAUAUCGCCAUAGCCUCAAGACAAAACAUUUCGCAUGAAAAUCUUCUUGACAUACAGCUAACAGAAGAUCUUAUUCUUGACUAUGGAGAAUAUAUAACUCAGAGAAUAAUUCAACAGCUAGCCAAAGGCAAGGAACAAGCUGUGACUAGGGCCUCAAAGUCUCCAGCCACCACUAUCGAAAAAUCGCAAUCGAGUCGGUCUAGCUCUUCGUCGAGCAACAGUUCUAUGUUAUCACUUAUGACAUUGAUAUUGGUAAACAUAAACAUGAGAACUAUUGAAGAGUUGGAUGAUCCAAUGGUCGCGUCUGAUGUCGGUUCCGAUGAUAAUUCAGCUGAGACGGAUUGGAGUGAAGGGUCAGCAUUAGGCGAUUCGUAUGAAUUAGACGAUGAUGAUCAAUGGAACGAUUGGGCCAAUGAGCGAUUCAAUAUUGAAGAUCUCAAUGAAGAUUUUGAACAUUUCGAUGAUUCCGAUGAUCAAAGAUCGGAUGAUUGUGACGAUUUGGGCUCUGAUAUUCCAGACAUUCCAGAUUACGAUGAUCUCUCGGAUGAACCGAACGAAUCGGGAAACGAAGAGGAAAUAGGGGGUUUCGGUAAUGAUUCUGAUAUCGAGAUGAUCUCGUCCGGAGCUCCAGGAUAUGUUUUAAAACUUGCUCUUUUGGAAACGGAUCUCGAAGAUACAGACUCGUCUGUCGCUAGUAAUUACUCAAAAAGUCUUUAUAGUGGUUCAGAAAGCAGUGAUAGCGAAGACGAUGAAGAUACCGUGGAUAAUGAAGAGGCACAUGAACUAGAAAUUCUCUACCUUGGGAACAAAAACCUGGGAGAAGAUGCACCUCGCGUUUCAUUACAAAUAUUUGACACCACAAUGCAAGAAAAAACGCCAAUUUUCCACGUUCGCAAUACUUACUUUACCCGAGAACUUUGCUGUUCCACAUAUCGCUCCUGUCACAUUUUCGUCAAGACCAGAUUCUCCUCGUGUGGUGAAUUCGACGGCCGUCCCAUAGAAAGCGAACCUAAAAUGAAUCUUAGUCUCCAAGUUUCAACCCACCAUUUGUCCUCUCGCAAAACAGCUGGGAGUCCUCCUCGAUUGUUAUUCAAGAUAAAUGUACCACUGGGAGAAAGCUCUUCCAUGAGUAUCAGUCGACUAUCGUAUACUCUGACGUGGACGGAUAGAGAACUAUUCUUUGUUACACGAGGAGAAGAGUUGAUUGUUAUGAGGAUUCCAUUAUUUAAAGGCGCGGACGAUAAGACAGCUCCUGUAUGCUACACUCAAAACCCGAUCUAUCUUCCCAGGUUCGCCGAAUCGAGAAAUGUGUAUUAUUUUCCUCCCUCAAAAUCUAAGGAGAAAGACAAAUCGAAAGGAAAAGAAGAAUUCGAGAAAUUAUCAUCGGAUCACAUUCUUCAAUUCCAUCUCAAGGAUUGA